AUUCUCAAUCUUGAAAUAUUUCAGAAGAAUGGGCGUAUUAGAAAGAUACUCUCCGGGCUCAGAAGAAGCCCAAGGAAUGAUUGCGAGGUCAAAGCAAGAAGCUUUAGAGUUGAUGAAUGAUGUUUUUGAACACUGGGAACCCAAGCACCAAGCCUGGAUCAUAAACAAAUCAUAUAUUAUAUCAUCUGGGGCAGCUGCACUUCCUGGUCUCAUUCUUUCUAUUAAAUUCAGGAAAUUACUAGGUUUGCGGAAAAUGACAAAAAUCCAAAUGGCUACUUUGCCUGCGGCCACAGUGCUUCCUGGGAUUAUGGCAGGAGUAGGACACAAGAUUUUAAUCACAGACGAUAUUCUUAUUCAGGAGACUGAAUGUCCAGUAUGUGUAGAUGUUCGUUCUAGCGUUAUUCAAUUUACAGCAGGGUUUAUUUUUCCGCUUUUCUUUUCUUAUACUGGAGCAGCAAUAGCAGCUACAGCAAAUAAUGCCAGGAUUGCUCCCAACAAUUUGAAGGGGUGGAUACCUGUUACAAAGGUUAUAUUUGGCCGUAUUCCAAUCUACUUGGGAGGAUUAGCUCUGAUUCAAUUAAUAACUUCCGGAGUUUUAGUUCGAGAAGAAUAUAAUUCCCGAGAUCUCGUGUUGGCUGAACUAGAGUCAAGAUUUAUAGCAGAUCAGCGCAGAAAACAGAUUCAAUAGAUAGAUCUCUAGACAGGAGAAAUAUUUUCAUAACACAGGUCUACCUGGUUAAAGAGAAGUUUAUCAGGUUUUUUGUAUUUUCAGAAAAA
Molecule: messenger RNA, 777 nt
Organism: Eurytemora carolleeae
Lineage: Eukaryota; Metazoa; Arthropoda; Copepoda; Calanoida; Temoridae
Exons: 6
Coding region: 29-688 (219 amino acids)
Source: RefSeq, a predicted model, not a curated record